AUGUCUCAAGCACCAUACGGCUACGCACCGCCAGCGUGGCAUCAACCUCCACCGGCUACGGGAGCGCCUUGGGACUACAACAGUCAAGGAUACGGCUAUCCGCAGCAAGCAGACAAUCAUGCUCACCCUCCGCCAUUAGUCCCACACAUGCCCAGCUAUGAUGCUAGGCCCUCAAACGCCGACUACUAUCAUCAACAACAGCAGCCACUACCACCGCCACCAACCCAGCCUCAUCUCCAGACACCUCUACAUCCAGCAGUCGCGCCGGUUCCUGCAUCGUCUGCAUUCAUCGAGGAGAAUGAUCUUGUCCAACGGAUGCGAUCAGUCGGGAUCUCUGAGAGGCAAAUCAGCGCCGUGAUCAGGAAGCCUUCGCCUCAGCCGCAGGAUGCUAGAUACUCCGCGUAUGCCCCACCUGCAUCGCAGUAUCCAACGCCGCCGCCUGCAUCUUUCAAUGGUCCUCCAGAUGCGGACAGAGGUGUGAUGGGUGCACUUGCUGGUGGCGCCGCAGGGGCUUACGGUGGGCAUCAGCUAGGCCACGGCGUCAUUGGUGCUAUUGGUGGAGCCUAUGCUGGCCACAAGCUUGAGGAUGCAUACCAGAAACACCAUCACUCAGCGUCUCAGACACAUACGAACCAACCGCAGCAAGCUGCUCCGCCGCAAGUAGACCCUCGAUGGCCACUCCAAUUACCGAAGGGCUCCACCAUCGUCUUCGAGUACUACCCAACAGGUGUAGAAAAGGACAAGAAGAUGGGAAAGAUCUACUCCUACGCUCUUAUUCAGCCAAAGACCUCGACAUCAAAACCAUACUAUACAGCCACAUUCGUCGAUGACAAACGAUUCACCAAGAACCCCGGGCUCAGAAUCUACCGAGGAGCGCAAUGGGUAGCAAGCUGCUCCUACCACAGCAGCAGCAACAUGAAGUCCAAGCAUCCAUGGACCACGUGGGAGAAGUGGGAUCCCCAAGAAGAGACCUGGCUCUCAGACACAGGCAUUCUAACUGGCCAACAAUUCCAAUGGGUAUACGACUGGGAGGACAAGCCCGCGAAAGAAAAGAACGCGGCGUGCAUCCUGCGAUGUGCCUACAACGACGACGAGGCGAAGGAGAUGGUGAGGGUGGUGAUGUACCAGUCUGAGCAAGGCAGGAUCGACAUUCCGAGCGAUGUGGUGUCGAGUCAGGAUCAGUUGGAUGAGUUGGUGGGAAAUGCGUUCAUGCAGAUGCAGCAGAAGAGGAAUGGGUGGGAGAGUUCGAGCUCGGGGUCUUCCUUUCGUGCUGAGCUGGGUAAUGCGUUUGUGCAGGGUCUUGCUUCUGGUGGUGGGGGAAGUUGA
Zasmidium cellare ATCC 36951 is the source of this 1326-nucleotide messenger RNA. RefSeq lists its product as uncharacterized. The record is from RefSeq and is a predicted model, not a curated record. The transcript has 2 exons. Bases 1 to 1326 code for a protein of 441 amino acids. NCBI's taxonomy places the organism in Eukaryota, Fungi, Ascomycota, Dothideomycetes, Mycosphaerellales, Mycosphaerellaceae.